Electrophorus electricus (electric eel) is the source of this 2066-nucleotide messenger RNA. It is a transcript of the gene map3k20b, whose product is annotated as mitogen-activated protein kinase kinase kinase 20b. Gene Ontology annotation, molecular function: ATP binding; MAP kinase kinase kinase activity. Lineage: Eukaryota; Metazoa; Chordata; Actinopteri; Gymnotiformes; Gymnotidae. The record is from RefSeq and is a predicted model, not a curated record. Gene Ontology annotation, cellular component: cytoplasm. Gene Ontology annotation, biological process: protein phosphorylation.
UUAUUUUAUGACGGGGGUUGUCCAGAGCGCAAGCCUGAGCCAUACUAUACGGGAUACUACUGAAAAUACGACUAACAGAUCCUGGCAUUUAGAGUGCAUGUCAGUAUGAGAUGACGUCCCUCAGUGCUAGCUUCGUGCAGAUACAAUUCAAUGACAUCCACUUUUAUGAGAGCUGUGGUGGUGGGAGCUUUGGCAGCGUUUACCGUGCACGCUGGAUCUCACAAGACAAAGAAGUGGCAGUUAAAAAGCUGCUGAAGAUUGAUGCAGAGGCUGAGAUUCUCAGUGUUCUGAGCCACAAAAACAUCAUUCAGUUUUAUGGAGCAAUUCUUGAGGCACCAAACUAUGGAAUUGUCACAGAAUAUGCCAGUGGGGGGUCAUUGUAUGAGUAUCUGUCCAGUGCAGACAGUGAGGAGAUGGACAUGGGUCAAGUAAUGACAUGGGCAGUGGACAUUGCUAAAGGAAUGCAUUAUUUACAUGCAGAAGCUCCAGUGAAGGUUAUUCACCGGGAUCUAAAAUCACGGAAUGUGGUGCUAACUGCAGACAACGUUCUCAAGAUCUGUGAUUUUGGGGCAUCCAAGUUCCUGUCUCACACCACACAUAUGUCUUUGGUGGGCACAUUCCCCUGGAUGGCCCCGGAGGUGAUCCAGAGCCUGCCUGUUUCUGAAACUUGUGACACAUAUUCCUAUGGUGUGGUUUUAUGGGAAAUGCUGACCAGAGAGGUGCCUUUUAAAGGAUUUGAGGGCUUACAGGUGGCCUGGCUGGUUGUGGAGAAAAAUGAGAGGCCAACCAUUCCAAGCAGCUGCCCUGCCAGCUUUGCAGAGCUGAUGAGAUCAUGCUGGGUGGCUGAACCCAAGGAGAGGCCAGUGUUCAAACAGAUCUUGGCCACUUUAGAGUCCAUGUGUAAUGACAGUAAGCUUCCUGACCAGUGUAAUUCUUUCCUACACAACAAAGCAGAGUGGAGGUGUGAGAUCGAUGCAACUCUGGAGCGGCUGAAGAAGCUUGAGAGAGAGCUGACCUGUAAGGAACAAGAGCUGGAAGAGAGAGAGAGGAGACUACGAGAAUGGGAGAACAGACUCAUGAAGAGGUCUAGAUCGUGCACUCCUUUCUUCUCUCACGUCUCCCCCAUGGCUGCCACUCUGAGUGCCGAAUCUUUCUACGAGUCUCGAUCUGAGGAGAGCAACAGCUCAGAGGUGAGCUGCCACAUCUCGUCCUCCUGCAGCAAUGGUGAUCUAGGUGGUGCCAGCCUGCAGGCACUCAUGCGUGGCUUCGGGGGCGUGUUUGACCUGGAUGUGGGCGUGCCCGGAAGCAGUCCCAUGCGCCAAUCAGGCAUGCAGGUGAACAUGCAGGCCAAGCGAAACUCCUCCAAGUCCUCCUGUGUUCGCGAGGGUCGCAAACUCAACAUGGCCAUAGCCAUGGAUGCCUUUGGCUGGUCAGAUGACGACAGCGACUAGAAGCUUUUCUAAAGGAUGUGGGUGUGACCGGACAUGGCAGCGGACAUUAGGUCAGAGCUAGAUCAAAUGUCACAUAUCUGUUUAAAGUUUUUAAAUACUGUAAGUGAGGUAAUAUAAUAGGAUCCAUAAGAUUUAUUAUUUGGAAAAACAAAACUGAAAGCGAGUGAAGAACACUCUUAGUAAUACUUUAAAUGUAGAUCUGUCCAAAGUCUGUUGUGGCCCAUUCUGUUAUUAAAUAUUGAGCAGACUGUGACACUGACCUGGCUCUGGAAGUAAUAGGGCUGCUAUCCUGUCUGUUUUAAGGAAAGACUGCAGUUAGAUUUUUCCAAGCCAGGCAGCCAAGUGGAAAGAGAAAAAAAAAACUAUGUAAUAUAAUCAGGGUUUUACCUCAGCCACCUCUAUAAUUGUGCGUAAAAUAAUUUUUUUAAAUUAGAAAUCCUCAGAGAUCCUCAUUGUUUCAGCAUUAAACUAUAAUAGCAAAUGUUACAUGAGCAAACAUAAGCAAAUUCAUUGUUAUUGGGUAUUGAACUGUUUGUGGCCAGAAGGCUAUGAAGGGGAGUUGUGAAGGUGAGUUUUUGUAAAGCCCUUAUUUUUUAAAUAAAGGAAUUACUGCUG